CGUGAGAGUAUCGCUGUAUGCGUAUAUUUUACAUUUGUAUUUCGGUAAUUUGUAGUGGCGAUAAUGUUUAAUGACUGCAAAUGUUGUUUCGAUAGAUUCCUGUUGGCUAGCAUACGUGAUACAACCGCACAGAACAUAUAUUAAUAAAAAUUUAGUUUCCGUAGAAUUCAAGUACAUCUGUAUUAUUAUUAUAAUUUAUUCAUUCGAUCGUCACAUUAACAGCUGUAAUUAAAAUGUAGUAUUACUUUAUGAUACAUUUUAAAUUUGUAUUUUAUCGAUUAAUUGUAAACGUUGGACGUUUGAGGGUUGUCUUGAUGGAUGCUAUGUGUAACCUGUUGUAAUUUUCAAGAAUGUCAGAUGCUGAAAAAAUUUAUAUAGUAUUUAUUCUUUAUUGAAUUUCGCAUAUGUUGAUUUGGAAUAUGUUUUUUAUAUUUUAGAUAAUGUUUUUUAUGAAAAUGUGUCAUCAGUGAUGUGAUAACUUUUUUUGACAAUCAGACUAAUAGUGAAAGUGCUAAUGAAUUACCAAGAAAUGUACAUUUUGUAUAAAAUGUUUUUUCACAACUAUUUUCUGAAAAUCAAGCUGAUACGCAGCUGAAUGCUUUGGAUUUAACGAUGGAAUCUCGAAGAAGCAGAUGGAAAUAUGUUAUUCGAGAACUGAUUUUAGUAACAUUCUACGUCAAUGCCGUAUCCGUUUUUGCUCGAAAUAUCGAACGAUACGACACAGCUUAUGAAUGUGAGGGAAAAACAUUGAGGAUAGAAUGUCGAGAAGGCGAGUUGAUUCAUCUAAUCCGAGCAAAUUAUGGUCGAUUUUCGAUAACUAUAUGCAACGAACAUGGCAACACAGACUGGAGCGUCAAUUGCAUGUCACCUAAAUCAUUCCGCGUUCUGUAUAAUAAAUGCAAUCAACAGCAGAACUGCAGUAUUAUUGCUUCAACUUCGCAAUUCGACGAUCCUUGUCCUAACACUCUUAAGUAUCUUGAAGCACAUUACCAAUGCAUUUCUGCAUCAACAACAACAACUACUACGCGUCCAAGCCCUCCAUGGCUGCUCACUUCACAACCAAUGUUAUGGAGUACAGCAUCAUCUAUAAACGUUGGAUCGCGUUCUUCCUUGAAACCAACAGCAUCUGAAAAUAUUAACAGCAUCAGUAGCAGCAGUGAUAUUAGCAGCAUUGUUAAAGUUGUCGUUGCCAAAUCAACAAACGUUUCCUCAACCACUACUUCGUCUGAAGUCCCAAGAUCGCCCACUACUCUACUCCAAGGUGACAAUAAGUCCAUUGAUAACGUAGAAGACGACGAUGAAGACGAGACUAAUCAUGACAAUGUAGAUGAAAGUAGUAAUGAAGCUGAGCAAAAUACCGAAAAUGAAGAUGAAAGGGAAUUAAAAAUAAUGAAGUCAAAUAAGUCAUUAGCUCCGUCUGUGCUGCAUCUAACUACGAAAAUACCAGAAUCACCAUUUUUUUUGAGCUCAACUAUAGCGCCUUGGAAUACUAGAGGUGGAGAAAUAUGUCCACGACAAGAGGCUCGUAAUCUUAUAUGGAAUGCAACACGUCUUGGUGAGGUGGCUGUGCAGAGCUGUCCAGGCGGCGCUAAUGGUCUAGCAAGGUGGCAAUGUGUUCAAAAAACAACGGAAGGUAUAAAAUUAGUAGUUGAGUGGCAACGAGGAUCGCCUGAUCUAAGCGAAUGCCGCAGUGUAUGGUUAUCUUCGCUUGAAAAGCGAGUGCGUGAAGGCGAGUUAAUUCUUGGGGUAAGCAGUGAUCUCAGUCAAGUAACUAAUAAUAGUCGUGAGCUCUAUGGAGGUGACAUGCUUAUCACCACUAAGAUUCUACGCAAUAUGGCUGAACGUAUGGCUCAAGAUAUACGUACGUACGGAGAUAUGAGACAGCGCGAAGCUAGUGUUGCUGAGCUUCUUCAGGGAGCUGUUACGACAGGGAGCAAUCUUCUUGAUCAAGCACAAGACUCUUCUUGGAAAGAUCUUACUCAUCGCGAACAGAUGGAAGUCGCCACUUCACUCCUCAUAGGUCUUGAAGAAAAUGCGUUUCUGUAUGCCAACACACUUACUUAUGAAAACUUUGUCCUUCAUGAGCAACGUAAUAUUUUGAUGGAAGUAAGAGUAUUGGAAAUUCGUAAUCUUAACACUGAAUUCGAGGUGUUUCCACAAAAGCCGGCGAAGCAAGAACGUUGGGCACGGUUACGUGAUCGUAUAGAAUUAACACAAACUGCUCUUCUCGCGAAUAGCGACAAUAAAGAUAGACUAGUGCGCUUAGUGUUUAUGGCUUUUGAACGUCUUGAAGAGAUCUUACAGCCUUCGGACAACUCUCAUUUUGAACAAAUUUCUAUGAAUGAGGAACGUGAAAACAUAAAUCACCAUCAACAAUAUCAUAGCAAUAGCGUAACACGUAUCCUCAACAGCAAGGUAAUUUCAGCCUCUUUAGGGAGAGGCAAGCACGUUCAGCUUACAGAACCAGUGCGCCUAUAUUUUGAACACAUUAAUCGAGAGAAUGUAAGUAACCCACGAUGCGUUUAUUGGGAUUACACAACUAACAAUUGGUCCGAAGAAGGCUGCUUUACACGCUACAGUAAUAACUCGCAUACAGUUUGCGAGUGCAAUCAUCUUACUAAUUUUGCCGUUCUUAUGGAUGUACAUGAUAUCAGACUUGAACUCGGACACCAACUUGCCCUGCAAAUUAUUACCUACAUUGGCUGUGUAAUAUCGAUAAUCUGUCUUAUACUCGCUAUUCUCACUUUUCAACUUUUCCGUGGCCUUAAGUCGGACCGGACAACUAUCCAUAAAAAUUUAUGUAUGUGUCUACUCAUCGCUGAACUCCUUUUUAUCUGUGGAAUAGGACAAACUAGCCAAAGAAUAAUUUGUGGUAUUAUCGCUGGUCUUUUGCAAUUUUUCUUUCUAAGCGCCUUUGCUUGGAUGUUCCUCGAGGGUUUUCAGCUGUACGUUAUGUUAAUUGAGGUAUUCGAAGCUGAAAAAUCGCGUCUUCGUUGGUAUUAUCUCGCUGCUUACGGUAUACCACUUCUUGUGGUUACUAUCUCCAGCCUUGCAGAUCCUUUUAGUUAUGGCACCGAUCGAUACUGUUGGCUUCGUGCCGAUAACUACUUUAUAUUUAGCUUUGUUGGGCCAGUCAUACUGGUAAUAUUGGCAAAUUUAGUGUUCCUGUCAAUGGCUAUUUACAUGAUGUGCAGACAUGCAAAUGCGAGCAUUUCGAUGAAGAGCAAGGAAAAUUCUCGAAUUGCUAAUGCAAGGGCCUGGUUAAGAGGAGCAAUUGUCCUGGUGUUCCUGUUAGGCCUUACCUGGACGUUUGGAUUAUUGUACUUAAAUCAAGAAUCUGUUUUCAUGGCGUAUAUCUUCACUGUGCUGAACAGUUUACAAGGGUUGUUCAUUUUCGUCUUUCACUGCAUGCAAAACGAUAAGGUACGGAAGGAAUACCGUAAAUUUGUUAGGCGGCAUGCAUGGCUUCCUCGCUGUCUACGCUGUUCAAGGAAUCCAACGACAACCAGUGGCAGCAGCGGUGGUGGUGGUUGUGCUGGCGGUACUGGAUCUGCCGGCUCUGGUAACUCACUUGGGUCUAAUCUUCAAGGCCAAGGUAACAACAAAGAACUCGCUCAUUGCAACACUUCAUCGAAUCCUUCCGGCCCAAGCACUGAGUGUUCUGGCCUGUCAGCUAGCCAUUUUCAACAACAUCACCACCAGCACCAAGAUCAGCAACAUCUUUCACAACCACAGUCACAUCUGUAUCAUCAGCAUCAACAGCUCGCCCCAGGACAUAGCACAUCUUUUAAGUCAUAUUCACGGGGAUUAAAUCACGAAGUUUUGGAGAAAGAGGAAGACAUUGAGCAUAUAGCAGGUCAAGCUAGCCAUUAUAGUAUUGGCAUAGCUAGCACACUCCAAAGCUAUGGAUUAAGGUCUCGGGAGCGUCGAUUUAUUACAGAACUUGAAGCAGGGUCACGCGCCACUACCGGUCGUCGUGCCGCCUCGCCCUACAAUCAUACUUACACUGAGAUCUGUGAUAGUCGUCAUCAGCAGCAGCAACAACAACACCACAUGGUGUUACAUCAUCUACACGCUCAUGGUUAUGGCUUUUCAGAUCGUCCAGAUCAUGAGGAUCCUGUUUAUGAAGAAAUUGAGCGUAGUUGUCAGCAGGGAUUGCCACCGUCAUCCCAACUCGUUACUGAUUAUGAGCUUGCCGAUAUGUCGGAUGAGGAAACUCGCCGCCAAAGUGACAUGUCAAGACAGUCAUCUCGAAGUUACGGUGACCACCGACCUCUCAUUCCUUACUCCCCUGCUCAAGAACGAGGCCUAGAAUCUUCUUGGGUCCUUGAAAAACAACUCCGUCGGCAGAUUCAGCACCAGUUCGAUUUAUCAAGUGAGCAAAGCGUCCAGAAGCAGCAUGACCAUACACGUACCGUUGCUGUUCUAGAUGGACACACCGUUGUCUGUCACUUGCAGCCUCAAACCGAACUUUAUACAACUCGCAACCUUGCACCACCAUCCUACAGCGAGUGUUAAACGCAUCAGCUGAUUUUCAACCAAUAUAACCUUCUGUGAUCCCGCACUUGCGAUCUUCUCGAACAUAUCUUCUGUACCAUGCUCUAUUCUAUUUUCAUUGUCUUUUUUCUGUAUAAUCUAUUAUUUGUCCUUUAGCCAAUCAAUAGUUUCAUCUACUUGUUCUUUCACUUGUAUAUAUGCUCAGUCCAGGAGCUUGCUUUGUUCCUGUGUGAAAAAAUACGUCCAAGAAUAAGAUAAUUGUUUUUAUUAUAUCAGAUCAUGUUAUACGUAUGUGUAUGUGUGUUCGCGCGUAUGUGUGUGUCUAUAUAUCGUAGUAAAUAAAUAAAAUGUCAUCAAAUACCACAAUACGCACUAAAAAGUCCAAUAUUCUUCUAUUAGCCUAGUUGAAUCAGUCAUUUUACUUAAGACGGGGCAUAGGGUUAAAUAUCUAAGCUUAUUUCACCGAUUAGAAGAUUAUAUUGAGCGUUCAUUUGAACUCCUGUUUGUAUACUGUAUUGUUUAUUAGAAUAUUAAGUAGUAGUUGUAUAAAUGCAAAGUACACUAUUAAAACAAUGUAUUUUACAUUUCUAUUUUCAUUAAAUCAGUUUUAGCAAAAUUCUUUGAAUAUGUUAAUAAUCGUAGGGGCAUUUCUUAUUGCUACAAAUAAAGAAAUUUUAACAAUGAAUCAAAUAUAAUAUAUAAGUUCAUGAAAAAUGAGCGUAUAUUUGUUCUAUAAGCUGUUGUUUUCCAUUUGUAUUUAUGAUGAUUUCGGUCAGCAUUUAAGUUUUGUUUUUAAUUGUAAAUUGUGAACAUUAAAACUUCUUUAAUGAAAUGUAUUUUGUGCGUAUACAACUAACUUCAUACUUCCAGUAACUUAUGAAAAUGAAAGUUAAAUAAAUCGAAUGAAAUUAUUUCAUUUAUUAAGAUUAAGUUGUACAUUUAUUUCAUGUAUAAACUUUAUCAUGAUGACUGAUUCAACCAAGCCAAUAUAUGAAUAUCUAACUAUGAAGCGUGCAGUACGCUAUUAAUUUGCAUUUUACUUGAUGACUAGACAUUUAGCAAAUUGCCUGAAAGUGCUUGAAAGUCUAAAAAGCACAAGUAUUCACAGAUAGCUAAUUUUAGUAACCCUUCUAACUUGAGCGUUUUUAUUUUUGAUAUAAUAUAUUUUUCUGAAGAUCCGUGAAAUUCGGUCUUAUAGAUCUGAUAUCAGUCUCCUUGUCAGUAAAAUUUUAGUAAACAUGUUGCAAAGAUAAUAAUUUUUUAAUGAUUCCGUAAGAUUUAUGAAGAACAUUUUGCAAAGAUAUUUAUUUAUUACUGGUUUCGUGAGAUUUGUUGUGAAAAAUUAUUUAUACUUGAGCUGUCUCUUUUUCAAAAUAAUAAAUAUUACUUUUAAUGUUUGUACUUAUAAAUCAAAAUAUUUCAAUUUUGUGCCCUAUAAAAACACUACCUUAACUACACUACUACAAGAUCUUGAUUGAAAAAUAUAAAUGUGGUGUGUGUAAGUCUGAAUGUCUGAAUAAACAAAAAAUUUUUUCUUGGGUGAUUAGAUUUCUUGUGAUCUCUACUCAGACUUAACGGGAAACUUUUAAGCGAAUUUUUCUAUUUUUCAUAACAACUUUUUUAUGAAGUUUAGAAAAGACAUUUAAAAAAGUACCCAAAAAAUAUUUUUUAUACAUUCAAACGUACAGAAUCAUGCACUGGAUAAACUUAUUUAAGUAAAUAAGAUUUCAGAGACAGUGCCUUUGUGUGACUAAAAUUUGAGAUUUUUAGAAGUAUAAGAAUAACAAUAAAAAUUUAUUUAGAAUUUUACAAGGAGAAGAAUCCGUGCAGACUUAAUUCUUUCCAUAAAAUUUAGUAUCAUAUAAAUCAUAUAAAUGGCAAAAUCAGGGUACCACAAUUAUAUAAAAAAGGAUAGAAUAAUCAAACAAGUUUCUUUCUCGUCAGAUUUAUAUUAAAUUUAAAAUAAAAUACACAGGCUAGCGGUUCUAGAUCACGAUCUUUUCUUUACAUCUUUAAAAAUAGAAAAUGUAUGUAAAUUUAAUAUAACUUUUAAGGAUCAUGGUCAGUUUUAUUUUAUAAAAUUACAAAUUGUAUUUGUCUGUAAGUUUACUUAGUGUAAAAUUUGAGAUAAAACUUGUGUUGAUUCACGUAAAUCUUUAAUCAUAUUUUUUGGAUUCCAGGCGUAUUUAGAGUUGACUUCAAAGUUUAUUUGAGGUAAUUUCUUUUAUCCUUGAACGUAUUAUGCGUACACACAACAACAGCUUGCUCCCAGACUAUCAGUCGAUUGUGCUAAAGCCAAAACAAUGGUCGUUAAAAAAAUAUAAUACAUUUUAUUUUCGUACAAAAAUAGCACUCUUCCGUUUUAAAUGCGAAAGCAUUUCAAUUCACACCACAAGAAAAAAUCCAUGUUUUAAUUUUCACAAUAAAACGCUCAUUAAUUUUUAGAAAUGAAUUAUUAAUGAACCUGAUGUACGUUUGAAAUACUAAUACAGUUAUGUAUACUAUGUGCAUAGUUAUGAAAAAAUAAAUGGAUUAGAUGUAAUCAAACGUGAAAACUUAAAGAUUAAAACAAAGAUUAUUGUUACUGUUAUUCAUAACAAUUGAUCAAAAGCAAUAGCAACAAAACUAGAAGUUUUCAAAGUUAGCAAUUUACAACGUAUACUGUAGUAUAAAAAUUAUCAAUUCAUGAUUUUCUAUAUAAUAAUUCUCCGUAAAUCAACUUUGGUUUUUUUCAUAAAACUGAUUUUAAUAAUAUAGUUUGAUUCAGUUUUUAAAUAGCAUUAUUGUUUAUAGAUAAAAGAGAAAUAAUAGUUAUUUCAAAAAAAUCAACGCCAAGUUUUGGAAAAUCUUCAUUACUUUAACUUUACUAUUAAAGGCCAUGGCAGUGACCUGCCUUAUGAAUAUAGAUGCGUUUAUAGAGAACACGAUAAACAAAUCAGCUUCAUUUAUGAAAAUUUUCAAUAUUAAUUAUAUAUAUCUAAAAUUUGUAGUACUAUCUUUAUUGUAAACUUAUACUUUUAAGGGUACGUAGUCAUUUUUUUUCGCGUACUUGAAUCGUGAUUUUAUUUAGACAAAAUUCAAAUGAAGCUUUAUUUCUAUGAAAGUUAAAACAUGCUUUUUUUGGUGGAUAGUCUAGACAUGCUAAUUGUUAUAAGAGUAGACGUACUAGUUUUCAUUAUAACUAUCGUAAAUUUUUGAUAAGAGAAAAACCGGUAAUAAAAAUAAAAUUUAGUUGAUUUUAUUUACUAAAUUCCUAUGAUGACAUUGAAUGAAUUUAAAACCGGAAAAUAAGCGCAUGCUAUUUAUUUCUUUUAGAAUGUAUGAUAUGAGGAUCAUUUACUUUAGGAAGACUAUAUUAUUAUUAUUAUUAUUAUUAUUAUUAUUAUUAUUAUUAUUAUUAUUAUUAUUUCUAUUAAUAUUAUCAAUACAGUUAUUAUUAUUAUUAUUAUUAUUACUAGGAUUAUUAUGGUUGUCAUCUUUGCGAAGAAACAAGAGAAUUGGAAAGUAUUGCGAUUUAAGACAGAACUUUUCUAGAAUAUCGACGAAUCUUUUUAAUGAUUCUACCAUCAUGAAUUAGUUUGCAGCGUAUUUAUUGCUUAAGCUAGUAAAUAUAACCGCACAAUUGAUUCACAGAAUUUAUUUGAUUGAUUUAAAUUUCACAAUCAAUUGAAUAUUAAUCAUAACCGUAGUUACAUAGAUAAGCAUUUUCCUGUAUAAAUAUCAAUAUAAUUGGAAUUUCAAUAUAUGUUAAAAAUCAGGCAGACAAUUGAAUGGUUAUCGCGCAUGCAAAAAUAAUUCAAUGUAAUUGUAAAUUCAUUGCAUUCCAUCCAUUUGAAAGUGAGUUUUAAUAUAUUUGACGAGUACAGCAGCUUAAAAUAAUAUUCAAACUGUUAAUAUAAUAUACACUCCUCGCAAAAAUUAAGGGAACAAAAAAAUUUGUCAAAUUUUUGGCUGAUUGUCAACAGGCGGUAUUUCAGUGAGAAAUGGUCGUACAGGAAAUAAAAAAAUAAAGCUA
Molecule: messenger RNA, 8512 nt
Organism: Phymastichus coffea
Lineage: Eukaryota; Metazoa; Arthropoda; Insecta; Hymenoptera; Eulophidae
Product: latrophilin Cirl-like
Exons: 14
Coding region: 613-4518 (1301 amino acids)
Biological process (GO): adenylate cyclase-activating G protein-coupled receptor signaling pathway; cell surface receptor signaling pathway; negative regulation of angiogenesis
Cellular component (GO): membrane
Molecular function (GO): carbohydrate binding; G protein-coupled receptor activity
Source: RefSeq, a predicted model, not a curated record